AUGGAAGGGCUUCUGGUGAGCGCAGCAACGGGGACAUUGAAGGCCGUCACCGUGAAGCUGGCAACUUUGCUUGGUGACGAGUUCAAGAACAUGAAAGAUGUGCGCAAGGAGAUCAACCCUCUCUCUGAGGAGUUUAAUUGCAUCCAUGCCUUCCUCGUGGAGAUGUCGAAGGAGGAUAAUCUUACUGACAAAGAAAAGAUAUGGAUGACUAAGGUGCGGGAGAUGUCCUAUGACAUUGAGGACAGCCUCGAUGACUUUAUGAUUCAUAUUAAUAAUGACGACAAGUCUGCUAAGGCGAACGGCCUGAGCCUGAUAAAGAAGUGCAAGAGGUUGUUGGAUAUGAUGAAGGCGCACCAACAGAUCUCCAAGGCUGUACAUGAUUUUAAGACACGGAUCAAGGAGGUGGGAGACAGGAUCCAGAGAUACAGAACUGGUGUCAAGAGCACCUGCAGGGACCCCAAUGAGGUGGUUGACAGUCGAGCUCUUGUUAUCUUUCAGGAAGCAUCAGAGCUUGUGGGCAUCGAUGAGCCUAAGAAUGAGUUGAUCAGCUUGUUGACAGAAGAUGGAUCUUCAUCUCAGCAUCAGGUGAAGGUGGUCUCCAUUGUUGGAUUUGGUGGACUAGGCAAGACAACACUUGCCAACCAAGUGUUCCAGUCACUUAAUAAUAAAUUUGAUUGUCACACCUUUGUAACAGUGUCACGAAAUCCUGACAUGAUGAAAGUAUUGAGAACUAUUCUCAGUGACAAUAGUGGGCAAGAGUACACUAACACACAAGCUGGGGAUGUACAACAUCUUGUCAAAAAAAUAUCCAAUUUCCUUCAAGAUAAAAGUAUAUUCCGAGAAGAUUACGAGAUUCGAAAGGAGCGAUUGGUACUAAGAUGGAUUGCUGAGGGAUUCAUUCGUGAAGAUGGCUUCACCCAAUAUGAGCUAGGGGAGAAGUGUUUCAAUGAGCUCAUAAACAAAAGCUUGAUUGAGCCAUGGACUUCAAAAAGAUCGGGUACACUGAUCUCUUGUCGAGUUCAUGACACAAUUCUUGAGUUCAUUGUGUCCAAGGCUAUGGAAGAAAACUUUGUUACUCUAUUUGGUGUUCCAAACAUAACAGUUGAUCCACGAAGGAAGAUUCGGCAUCUCUCUCUCCAGACAGGAAUGAAGUCGGUGAUGAUGGAUUCAGGAACAUGCAAGCCUUGCAGUGGUUGGAAGACGUCAGUCUGGAGUCAGAUACCUAACUUCACGCAGGAGCUCUGUCAGCUAAGAAAUCUAAGAACACUAAGGGUAUGGACAGAUGUGUUUACCAAAGAUUUGGCCUCAUCUCUAUGUACACUUGGUAUGGGAAGCCUAAAUUCUUUGACUAUAGGAACCAACGAAGAGUCCAUGAACUUUGUGAUGGAGCCAUGGAACCCCAGCCCCAUCAACCUCAAACUACUUGAAAUAUUGGGUAUUCAGCUCCCGAGGAUCCCUAGAUGGAUCGGCUCACUUGACAACCUGCAGCAUUUGGGGCUCAAUGUUGACCAACUUGGGCCUGCAGAUGUUGGUUUACUCGGGCGCUUAAGCGCUCUGUCGAGCCUCUGUCUCUGGGUAAUGAUUGAAGUAGCCGACAGAUUAUCCUCUUCUCAAGAAGCACAACGGGUUAAGAUCAGUGGGGCACAUGGAUUCCCAAGCUUGAGAAUGUUCUGA
Miscanthus lutarioriparius is the source of this 1674-nucleotide messenger RNA. The record is from the annotation of a GenBank genome assembly. NCBI's taxonomy places the organism in Eukaryota, Viridiplantae, Streptophyta, Magnoliopsida, Poales, Poaceae.